AUGAAAAAGUGGCCUGAAAUACCGUCACGUCGACACUCGAUCAUCGUGAAGUCCUCUAACCUUCGACUUUUAGGAGAAGCAGUAGAUUGGACGAAUUAUACAGAGACGACAUUGCAAGCGAAACCGUCAUGUGUGGUCGCGGAAUCAGCAAAAGCGCAAACAACGGAUCUGCUUCCACCACACUCAACAACAGAAGAAAAGAAAUCCAAUUACAGCAAAAUUAAACAGAAUUUGCUGCAGCGUAUAGCUGAAGCUGGAACCUUUGAUGAUGGGUCCACUGUUUGGUCGUCCAGCACGGAUAGGAUUGAACUCGUUUCGACUAUGCCAAACCAUAAAUCGUCAUCGACAAAUGUCAAGCAAGCGGUAGGCCGCAUUCCCAAUCGAUUGGUUAUAAGUGCUCCUACUGGCACUCCUCUUGAGCUAGAUGACCAUGCGUGA
This is a messenger RNA of Angiostrongylus costaricensis, 438 nucleotides long. Lineage: Eukaryota; Metazoa; Nematoda; Chromadorea; Rhabditida; Metastrongylidae. The record is from the annotation of a GenBank genome assembly.